UGGGUGGCCGACCCCGGUGGGCAUGACUGCCAGCUCAGCCAAUGGACGGGGCAGAGCGAGCGCCUGUGUAAACAAACCCAGCGCCGAGGGUUCCCCCACGUGGGCCCGACGCCCGUCGCCCAAUGCACAGCCAGAAACUGCGUCGCGUCCUGUCAGCCAGUCAGAGACGAGGCUCCCCGCAAGCAGGCGUUCCAUCCUGAGAAAGCUGAAAGACAGACGUUAAAACCAAUCUGACUCUAGAGCUUCUAAGGGAGUGGGCGGGCACUGCUUAGCAUUGAGACCAAUAGAAAGCACAAAUGUCCUCGCAGCCUCCUGAGCGGCAUCCUUCUUGGCCCAAUAAAUGGAUGGGGCGGUGCCCGGCAACCAAUGGCUUGGGUUCGGGGGCGGGGUAAGGAGCCAGUUUGCAUUAAGAGGCACCCAGGCGAGUGCUUCUGGCGGUUGUCCGGCGCUGUGGCUCACGUUUGGGUGCGAGAGGCCGACCCUGUGCGAGCGCCGGCGACCUCUGCGGCGGGCGGUGACGGAGUGCGCUCUGGGAAGAGUGGCAGCCGACGAUCUGAAGGAGGGACUUGUGCCCAAAGGUGAACGCGAGGGGCGCAGGAGAACUGGAGAGAGUCCGGCCGGAUACCCUGAUCUGGAAGCUGUACAAGGUUGUAUCAUAAUGAAUGGGUCCAGUAUGGCAAAUACAUCACCCAAUGUAAAAUCCAAAGAGGAUCAGGAAUUAAAUGGGCAUGACGAGAAGGAAAACCCAUUUGCAGAGUACAUGUGGAUGGAGAAUGAAGAGGAUUUCAAUAGACAGGUGGAAGAGGAAUUGCAAGAACAAGACUUUUUGGAUCGCUGCUUCCAGGAGAUGCUGGAUGAAGAAGACCAAGACUGGUUCAUUCCAUCCCGAGACCUGCCCCAGGCCAUGGGACAGCUGCAACAGCAGCUCAACGGGUUGUCAGUCAGCGAUGACUGUGACUCUGAAGAUAUCUUGAGUAAAAGCAACCUGAAUCCAGAUGCCAAGGAGUUCAUUCCGGGAGUGAAGUACUGAGGCGGCAGAGUGAAUGCUGGAGGAGCACUUGUCUGUCCCGCCUCCGGGGGCAGCACUGGAGACUAAGGGUGGGUGGGCAAGGGGUGUGUGGCCAGGGGAAUCGCAUGACCGCUCAGCACGGUUGUGUGGGGUUGGGCAUCUGCCCUGCUCAGUCUUACUCUACGCACCUCGGAGCAGUUCUCUUUGUUCUACUGACUUUGAUUUGGAGCAGUUUCAUGGUUUUUCUAAAAUGUUUUUUUUUUAAACUUAAGCUCAUUUGUGUUAAGGAAAUUGCAGUCUUUGUUCAUCAGGAAUGUUCUGCUGCGUAUGUGUAAGCAAAAUUAGCUGACCAAGAAAAACUGAAUGUUUAAGCAAUGCCCUCCUCUCACCUCUGUCUACAUACCAGGGGCAGUGGACACCUGGAGGGCUACCUGUGGAGCCUGACCAGUAGGCAGCAAAGAGGGCAAGGGGACGAAACAGAUGAUGCAAGCCAUGCCAGCAGGCUCGGCACCCUGGGCCCUGGGAUCUCCCACCAUGAAUUGGAAUUGCCACUGACCCCACACAGUGCGUGAGAAAACAGAGUAGUUAACUUACAGGAGCUCUGAAGGUGGCUGGUGGAAGGAGCGGCCAUGAUAGUGAUGCGCAGUAAUUCCUUUAGUUACUGUUGACCUUUGCUGAAGCCUGUUUUUCCAGCCGCCAUCAGGCUCAUCAUUUAAAAGGCAAAAGCACACAGGCUCCUUUGCUGGCUCUUCCUGUCUGCACUCCACCUCGGCCCUACUCUGCUUUUAGGAUGUUUUUACCACAGGCAUACAAAAGGUCUGCCGUCCUGGCCACCAACUGGAACCUAGAAAGGCAUCCUUUCUCUUGGUAGUUGCAUCUUAAAUUUAUUUGGACCAUG
Messenger RNA from Ochotona princeps (American pika), 1907 nucleotides. RefSeq names its product poly(A) binding protein interacting protein 2B (gene PAIP2B). Gene Ontology annotation, molecular function: mRNA regulatory element binding translation repressor activity. Gene Ontology annotation, biological process: negative regulation of translational initiation. Lineage: Eukaryota; Metazoa; Chordata; Mammalia; Lagomorpha; Ochotonidae. The record is from RefSeq and is a predicted model, not a curated record. The coding region runs from base 341 to 1030 and encodes 229 amino acids. The transcript is spliced from 5 exons. Gene Ontology annotation, cellular component: cytoplasm.